Molecule: messenger RNA, 429 nt
Organism: Effrenium voratum
Lineage: Eukaryota; Dinophyceae; Suessiales; Symbiodiniaceae
Source: the annotation of a GenBank genome assembly
AUGGAGGCGCUCGAUCCUCUGGAGACGGACUGCUUCCCAGGAGGAUGCAGCUGGCUGUGGAAGGCGCGGCGGCACACACGAGGUGAGAGCCACGCGCAGGAGACCGACGCAGGGCCAGAGCCGCAAAAGACAACGCUGGAGUGUGACGAAGAUGGGGUGCCCUGGUUUCGGCGAACCAACACCUGCUUCGAGAAGGAUGGCGAGCCCUUCGUUUCGCACUUCUUCACCGACAAGGAUCUUGAGGGCCAAGUGUACAAGCGCGGGAAGAGCCACUUCGAGGACGCCAUAGGCGUUUAUCCUCCGAGAACGUUCGACCGGCGCUUGACGACCAACAUUUGGCAGUCGACGCUGGCAGCCUCCAUGCUGGAAGCCGGGCUGCGCCUCACUGCGCUCAUGGCGCGUGAGAUUUGGUCGCGUCGGGAGCGUUAA